AUGCUGCCAGUAGUAGAUGCCUUCCUGGCCCCAGAGGUGCUUUUGGUAGCAGGUGUGGUCGUUGCCUUAGUGCUCCUAUUCUAUCCGUAUAUCGUGUGGAGGAAGGAGGCCGCGGCGCUCGAAGGGGUUCAAUCACCGGUCGCUCGGAUAUCUUGGUCUGGCAGCAGUCCCCAGAAUGCCAUCAACCAAAUUUAUACAGCGGCGUCGGUAGACCUAAGCUUGGUUGUACCAGCAUAUAAUGAAGCUGAAAGGCUGCCUCUCAUGUACAAGGAAACGAUAGCGUACCUUCGUAGACGACUCGAUAAGGAACCCUCGAUGACCUUUGAGAUAAUAAUAGUCAAUGAUGGCUCUCGGGAUGCAACGGAAGCUGUGGCCCUCCGUCUUGCACGUGAUAACGUCUUUCCGAAUAUCGAUACCCGCGUAGUGGGGCUGGCUAGGAACAUGGGAAAGGGAGCGGCUGUCCGUUAUGGAGUGAGAUGCUCUCGUGGACGACGUAUACUCAUGGUAGAUGCAGACGGCGCUACUAGAAUUGACGAUCUCGCUCGCCUUGAGGAAGUCAUGAAUAAAGAUUCAGGCAUUGCUGCGACUUUUGGUUCCAGAGAUCAUCUUAGAGAUACUGAUGCUGUAGCGAAGCGAAGCCCUAUUCGAAAUGUUCUUAUGGCAGGUUUUCACUUGAUUGUAUGGCUUAUGGUUGGUACAUCCAUAAGAGAUACCCAAUGUGGUUUCAAGCUCUUCACGAGAGAUGCCGCUCGGGAUAUAUUCAGCAGCCUUCAUCUCAAUCGAUGGGCCUUCGACAUCGAGAUCGUGCUUCUAGCGCGCUUCAUGAGGCUCCGCAUUGUCGAGGUUCCCGUGAAUUGGACUGAAAUACCCGGUUCGAAGCUACAUGUGAUCACAGCCAGCCUGCAAAUGCUACGUGACAUUGCUAGCGUCCGAGUUUUCUAUGGUGUUGGAUUGUGGGAUGUCGAACCACCCAGCCCCUGUCGAGAGGGUACGUUGUAA
This is a messenger RNA of Perkinsus marinus ATCC 50983, 999 nucleotides long. Its product is annotated as dolichyl phosphate glucosyltransferase, putative. Gene Ontology annotation, cellular component: endoplasmic reticulum membrane. Lineage: Eukaryota; Perkinsozoa; Perkinsida; Perkinsidae. The record is from RefSeq and is a predicted model, not a curated record. The transcript has 12 exons. The coding region runs from base 1 to 999 and encodes 332 amino acids.